AUGUUUCGGAAAUUGGCGAGAGUGCAACAUGGUUUGAUAAACUGGAAGCACCUGUCUUUGAUACACGAUUCUUCACAGAAGGCAUCACUAAGUAUUCAGGCUAGGAACAUACGCGAUAACGAGUACACACACAUCAUUGUUGGAGCAGGGUCUGCAGGAUGUGUACUGGCCAACCGUCUCUCUGCCCAAUCUAGCAACAAGGUGCUACUCCUCGAAGCUGGACCGAAAGACAAUUCGUGGAAGAUUCAAAUGCCAGCUGCUGUAGGGAUUCCCCUCCACGCCAAAGACCACAACUGGUAUUACCGCACAGUUCCACAGAGACACCUGAACAACAGGGAGAUAUACUGGCCAAGGGGUAAGGUACUAGGCGGCUCUUCAUCUAUCAAUGCAAUGGUAUACGUCAGAGGUAAUGCGGCUGAUUACGAUAGAUGGGAGAGAGAGGGAGCUAUUGGAUGGUCUUAUGCAGAUUGUCUACCAUACUUAAAGCGUGCCCAGUGCCAUGACCAAGGUGAAGAUGAGUACAGAGGGGCGGAUGGCCCCCUGCAUGUUUCUGCUGGUAAAUCAGAAAACCCUCUCUUUGCUGCGUUCGUUAAAGCAGGUGAACAAUGUGGAUACCCUUACACCUCUGAUGUAAACGGAUACCAGCAAGAAGGAUUUGGAUACCUCGACCUGACAGUUCACAAGGGCAGGCGAUGGAACACAUCGAAUGCAUACCUUGGACCAGAGGAUGUCCGAAAGAGGACAAACCUGAACGUUCAAUCACAGGCAUUAUGUGAUAGAGUUUUAUUCGAUGGGAUAAAGGCAGUAGGUAUAGAAUUCACCUGUGACAACGAAAAGAAGGUUGCAAGGGCAUCACACGAAGUGAUUUUGUCAGGAGGGGCAGUAAAUUCACCGCAGUUGCUGAUGUUGUCUGGUGUGGGAAAUGCAGAUGAGCUGAGAGAGCUAGGUAUCCCAGUAGUUGCUAACCUUCCCGGUGUAGGGCAGAACCUUCAAGAUCACGUACAGCUCUGUAUCAAAUAUAAAUGUACGAAGCCCGUCACACUUUAUACAGCAAAGUGGAAGAUGCCCUUUUAUAUGAUUCGAGUGGGCCUUGAAUGGUUUAUGUUAAAGACGGGGCCAUGUACCACGGUUCACCUAGAAGCAGGUGCUUUUGUAAGAAGCCGCCCAGGAGUAGAACAUCCCGAUAUCCAGAUGCAUUUCUUGCCAUUACUAUCUGAAGAUAACGAACCAAUGUUCGAACAUGGUCAUGGCUUUCAGAUCCAUGUCAAUACGCUGAGAGAGACAAGCCGUGGCUUCAUCAAGCUUUUCUCUCGUGACCCCGGCGAACAUCCCCUCAUCGAUCCAAACUACUUGGAAACUGAGGUUGAUCGUAGGGACUUGCGAGAGAGUAUCAAAAUCACGCGCGAGAUCAUUGCACAGAAGGCCUUUGAUGAAUACCGUGGAGAAGAAUUGUCACCUGGAUCAUCAGUCCAGACUGAUUCUGAGUUCGAUGCAUUUAUCUCCGCCAAAGCUGACACACUCUAUCAUCCAACAUCCACCUGUAAAAUGGGUUCUGAAGGUGAUGCAAUGGCCGUUGUUGACAACACUACCAGAGUCUUUGGGGUGGAGAAUCUAAGAGUGGUCGACGCUUCCGUCAUGCCUAGCAUUGUCAGCGGGAACACCAAUGCCCCAACAAUCAUGAUAGCUGAGAAGGCUGCUGACAUCAUCCUUGGUAACGAACCCCUUGAGAGAACUAACCCACCCAUCUGGAGUCCUGCAUCCGUAGAAACUCAAAGGGAUGGUUAAUGGUAAAUCAAUGUUAUACAUGCUAUGAGCUCUGAUAAGGGUC
Lytechinus variegatus (green sea urchin) is the source of this 1828-nucleotide messenger RNA. RefSeq names its product choline dehydrogenase, mitochondrial-like. Bases 1 to 1785 code for a protein of 594 amino acids. The record is from RefSeq and is a predicted model, not a curated record. Gene Ontology annotation, molecular function: flavin adenine dinucleotide binding; choline dehydrogenase activity. Lineage: Eukaryota; Metazoa; Echinodermata; Echinoidea; Temnopleuroida; Toxopneustidae. Gene Ontology annotation, cellular component: mitochondrial inner membrane. The transcript has 2 exons.